This is a messenger RNA of Exserohilum turcica Et28A, 1098 nucleotides long. RefSeq lists its product as uncharacterized. Bases 1 to 702 code for a protein of 233 amino acids. The record is from RefSeq and is a predicted model, not a curated record. The transcript has 2 exons. Lineage: Eukaryota; Fungi; Ascomycota; Dothideomycetes; Pleosporales; Pleosporaceae.
AUGGCUUUCAAACCCGCACUUGUCAUUGUCGAUGUGCAGGAGGAUUUCUGCCCGCCAAACGGAUCGCUAGCAGUAGCUGGAGGCCGCGACAUCGUACCGCUGAUUAACAAACUCCUCGACCACCCCUUCGCCUUGAAAGUAGCCACCAAAGACUUUCACCCUCAAGACCACAUUUCCUUCGCCUCCAACCACCCUGCGCCCAACAACAAACCCUUUGAGUCGAUCAUCACAAUUGUGAACCCGCACAACCCAGAAGAGAAGCAGGAGACGCGGUUAUGGCCGGAUCACUGUGUACAGGGCACCAAGGGUGCAGAGCUGCUACCAGAGCUACACGUCAGCAAGGUGCAUCAUAUAGUUGAGAAGGGACAGGACAAGCGCGUGGAGAUGUACUCGGCAUUCGCAGACCCUUUCAAGAGCCCAUGUGUGGCCAAGAGCGGCCUGGCAGAGACACUGCGCAAAGCUGGCAUCACAGACGUCUAUGUCGUUGGCCUGGCGUCUGAUUACUGCGUCAAGCACACUGCCAUUGAUGCGCACAAGGAGGGCUUCAAGACGUGGGUUAUCGGUGAGGCGACGAGAGCGGUCGAUCCCGCGGCCAUGCCAGAAGUUCACCGAGAAUACGAGCAGCUUGGAGUGAGUGUGAUUGACAAGGAUGACGCACAGUUGCAAAAGGUCAGGGACCAGCCCAAGACAGGGCACGACUAAAGCGCAAAGAAUGUGGAUGAGGCUGGGGAGAGCGUGUUGGACUAGAACAGCCACACCGCAACGUCAGCGCCACGCUCUGACAUGCACACGCACCCACAGCUGAAUAUUCGUCCACAGUAGCAGUAGCGAGCAAAUGGCUCUAGAUGCAUGCUGAAGACGGCUUGCGUCAUCACAUGAUGCAGCAAGGUCAUUGCUGGCGGUCAGCAGCACGGCAAGUCAACUGCCACAUCAUGUACAGUACCGCAGCGGAGUCGGUUCUCCCGGAAGUAUGAGGAAGCGAGCUAGGCUUCGGGCGCCUGAUGUCCCUGAGGUAUCCCACAAAAGCCCCACUGUCUCGUACCCGCGAGUUCCAUAGAACCACUGCCAUCGUAUUUGCAUUACCAGACGUGCUUUUCA